This is a messenger RNA of Trifolium pratense (red clover), 1409 nucleotides long. Its product is annotated as nucleosome assembly protein 1;2-like. The coding region runs from base 64 to 1131 and encodes 355 amino acids. The record is from RefSeq and is a predicted model, not a curated record. Gene Ontology annotation, molecular function: chromatin binding; histone binding. The transcript has 12 exons. Gene Ontology annotation, cellular component: nucleus; chromatin. NCBI's taxonomy places the organism in Eukaryota, Viridiplantae, Streptophyta, Magnoliopsida, Fabales, Fabaceae. Gene Ontology annotation, biological process: nucleosome assembly; somatic cell DNA recombination.
AAAAAAACUUCUCUCCCCAUUUUCACUUUCUCUACUUCUUGUUUGUGUUCCAUAUCCUCCACAAUGGCCAACAAUAACAAUAACAAUAACAACAACACCAACAACGAUGCUUUCAACUUUGCUGCAUUUUCUUCUGCUCUUAAUGGUGGUGCUAAAAGUGCUGAGCUUAUUGGGGCUAUGAAGAGAAAGCUAGAGGCCUUUGCUAGAGAGGACUUGACUGAGUUGCCAAUUGAUUUCCUCGAUAGUCUUUCCCCCGCUGUCAAGAGGCGUGUCGAGGUUCUCCAAAAGAUUCAGGAUGAACAUGAUGAAUUGAAGGAAAAGUUUUUCGAGGAGAAAGCGGCUCUUGAAGCCAAAUACCAAGUUUUAUAUCAACCAUUGUACACCAAGCGCUAUGAAAUUGUGAAUGGUAUUACUGAAGUGGAAGCGAAAGGGGCUGCAAAUGAAACUCCAGCCGAUCCAGAAGUGGUAGCAAUGGCCACGGCAGCUGAUACGGCUAAGUCUGAAGAGAAAGGAAUUCCUUCAUUUUGGCUCAUUGCUAUGAAAAACAACGAUAUCUUGGCUAAAGAGAUUACCAAACAUGACGAGAAAGCUCUAAAGUUUCUCGAAGACAUCAAGUAUACCAAGAUAGCUGCACCCAAGGGAUUUAAACUAGAAUUUUUCUUCCAUAAAAAUCCAUUUUUUUCAAAUUCGGUGUUAAGAAAGACAUACCAGGUGGUCAACGAAGACGACCCUAUACUAGAGAAUGCUAUUGGGACUGAAAUUGAUUGGCUCGAUGGAAAAUGUCUCACUGCGAAGAAGGUUAUGAAAAAGAAAGCGAGGAUGGGAUCCAAUAAUACUAAGCCGAUUAACAAAACUGUAACCUGUGAAAGUUUCUUUAACUUUUUUGAUCCACCAGAGAUCCCCGAAAAUCAUCUGAACAUUGACGAAGAAGUGGCUGAGGAACUUCAAAAGGUAAUGGAGGAGGACUAUGAAAUUGGGUCUGAGAUAAGAGACAAGAUCAUCCCCCAUGCUGUAUCAUGGUUUACUGGGGAGGCUGCUGUUGGAGAGUUUUACGAGGAUGAUGACGAAGACGAUGACUUAUAUGAUGAAGAUAGUGAAGAAGACGAUGAUGAUGAAGAGGAUAAGUCAUAAGCACUUAAGGUUGGCGAGGUUCAACAGGGUGAGAAACCAGCAGAGUGCAAAUAUCAAUAAAGAUGAUUGUUUUGAUGAAGAAGUGGAUUUCAAUUUGAUGAUGGUUUUCAUUGGUGCUAGAUUUAUUUUACUCAUUUAUAUCUUUUAGUUUGAAUUCGAUUUUGAGCUCAUUCUCCUAUUUUGGCCAUUGUUUUAGAGAAACGUGGUUAUAGAGUUUGGAGAUGUAUUUGUUUUUUGCUACAAUAAUUCCGGGAUACUUUAUUUUUUUUUAUACUAUU